AUCUCAGGAUGCACCUUCCACGGGUGUGAAGCCAGGAGAUUCUGGAGAGACUAGCACAUCUACUUCUGCCCGUAUCGGUACCUCCAAACCAUCUAAUCAUACAACAACCUCCGCCUCUACAGCCGCAACUCCUCACCAAGGCUCCUUGUUUGAGUCAAAGGGGAGCGCCAAUCGAACGCCCAACGCAUUCUUCAAGCCCACAUCUACAGCUGGACCGUCUGUCGGCUCGAAACGUCCUCGUUCCGAGGAACCAUCUUCCCGGCGACCCGCUGUACAACUUGCGGACAUCUCGGUGGGUUCAGCGGCCAGUGUCUCUGGGGUGCUCAGUGGGGUUUUGGAGAAAGACGUUGAUGCAGACAUGCAAGAGGACAAACCAGAGGCCGCCAAGAGAUCCGACCUUGCCGAGGAAUCUCGCCACGAAUCGCGUGCCGGCUACAACACAUCCGUGUUUUCCGCUGCAAUAGACGUCGAAAUGGAGCCGCAGACACAGACCUCCACGAGCCGCAAGACCCCUUCAGCGACGCCCGUCCCGCCGGGUGCGUUUCUACUCGAGGUUGAGGAAGUAAAUGAGCCAGAACCGUCGACCUUGGCGAGGAACCAGCCCAGCCCGCCUCCUGCGUUGCACACACCGAUGCGCAAGCAACCAACGCGCCUCUCGCGCACACAAAGUUCGACCGCGGAUCUCUCGCGCAGUGUCCCCGGCGCAUUUGUCGACGAAGAAGAGGAUACCGUCCCGCCGCUGCCCGCGUCAACGCGCCCGCGUAGGAAGUCGCGGUCGUCUCGACCUGUGGAUGACAAGUCAACCCCGAGACAAACAAGGCGAUCUUCCAGGCUCAGCGCGAUGUCGGCGUCGGAGCGCGGAUCGUCUUCUCCGGAGCCUGAGCCCACUCCUGCGACGAAGAUGAGGCGGAGUUCCAGCAGGGCACCUGCAACGCCUGCCAAGAGCAGGGUGCGCAAGCAGCGUUGAUGGCUGCAGCGUCAUGACUUGUAAUUUCCAUCUACAGAGUAUUUAACCUUUGAGUAUCUCUGGAUGUUGUGUUAUCGC
Phanerochaete carnosa HHB-10118-sp is the source of this 1045-nucleotide messenger RNA. RefSeq lists its product as uncharacterized. The transcript has a single exon. Bases 359 to 967 code for a protein of 202 amino acids. The record is from RefSeq and is a predicted model, not a curated record. NCBI's taxonomy places the organism in Eukaryota, Fungi, Basidiomycota, Agaricomycetes, Polyporales, Phanerochaetaceae.